Molecule: messenger RNA, 1349 nt
Organism: Diprion similis
Lineage: Eukaryota; Metazoa; Arthropoda; Insecta; Hymenoptera; Diprionidae
Exons: 2
Coding region: 440-1324 (294 amino acids)
Source: RefSeq, a predicted model, not a curated record
CAGGUCGUCCGCACCGGUGUAUUCGUCUGUGAGCUUUCGAAGGAGAUUCACGCGGCGCCCCGGCGCUUUUCGUCGUCGCCGCAAGCAGCCGGCGUCAGGACCCUUUGCCCUUUAGUAAAGUAGAGUAAAUCAAAGUAAAGAGAAAAGAAAUCCGGGGCGACUUCGGGGGUUAAAAUGUGAAAUAGAAACGAUAGAGGGAUCGUAGAGCCCGUUUCUCUUUUUUGUCGCGGGUGUAGAUUUUCCACCGUUGGACGUAUCGCGGUACAUAAACAGUGUGUGUGAAUAUCGUUAGUUGCGAAAAAGUUCGCCAACACUACGACCCCUAAGUGCAGUUCGUGCAGUACCGUCAUGGCUUGGAGAGGGUGAAUUUUUCAGCCCAGCACUGCUCCUUCGUUUCGGUUUUUCAACGAGAAACGGCGAGCUAGAUACACUAAUCAGGAUGUACACGGUGGGCUUGCACUCGGCGCUGGCGAUCAAGCGUCAGCGCAAGCGUCGGGACGAGCAGCGUCGCGCCCGCGAGCGCCGUUACAGCGCCCAGAGCGGCGAGAGCGGUUUGACGUCACCGAGAGCAUCGACUGGCUCGCUGGACCACCACCCCCGUCACCACCACGCGGCGCAGGUGCACCGAGCGGCGGGCGAGGGGGUGCUCGACUCGAAGGUGGUGACGUCGGUGGGGAUGCUCCACAUCGGCGUCGUCUUCCUGGUCCUGGGCGCCUUCCUCUUGGCGAGCGGUCUCCUCCCCGGCGACAUGGCAAGCUGGAGUUCCAAGGGGAGCGGCGGCUGGUGGAACGAGCUCGUCGCGACGGGGAUAUUCGCCUCGGUGAUGGGCAUCUUCUUGAUCGUCCUGAACAAGGUCAUAGCCAAGAAGGAGGAGGACGACCUCGAGGAGUACGUCCAGCGACAGCUGACCAGAUCCAGGUCAGGACAUCGCUUGGAGCGCGACGUCGAGACCGGUGGUUUGACCACCCGACACGCGAGGCGUGCCAAGCAGCUCAAGGCCGUCGUCACGUCUUCCGGCACCCUCUCCGUCGACGAGACCGAGCCCAACGUCGACGGAUCGCCGCCCCGAAGCCCCCCGCCUGCCUACUCGCCGCCCCCCGCCUCCGCGGCCGAUCCUCAACCCCAACCGGCGCAUCUUCUCGAGCAGAUAACCGAGGAGGAGGCGAACAACGACAGGAUCGAGACCUCGACGACCCCCAGCGUCAGCCCCGGGUCACCCUGCGAUACCCGAGAGUUGAUACACCCCGACAACACAUUCUGCAACCUCAAUGGAAACCAUCCGCAGGCUCACAGGCCGCUUUACGUUCACGUCUCGAGGAUCUGAAGGAGCCGGAUUUGCCGGUUUUUUU